AUGCCGGUCAUGAAGGGGUUGCUGGCCCCGCAAAACACCUUCCUGGACACCAUCGCCACCCGCUUCGACGGCACGCAUAGCAAUUUCCUGCUGGCCAAUGCACAGGGUCCACAGGGCUUUCCCAUCGUGUACUGCUCUGACGGCUUUUGCGAGCUCACAGGCUACGGCCGCACCGAGGUCAUGCAGAAAACCUGCAGCUGCCGUUUCCUCUAUGGCCCAGAGACCAGUGAGCCAGCCCUGCAGAGGCUGCACAAGGCCUUGGAGGGCCAUCAGGAGCACAGGGCUGAAAUCUGCUUCUACCGCAAAGAUGGCUCUGCCUUCUGGUGCCUCCUGGACAUGAUGCCCAUCAAGAAUGAGAUGGGGGAGGUCGUGCUCUUCCUCUUUUCCUUCAAGGACAUCACUCAGAGUGGAGGUCCCGGACUUGGCCCCCCAGGAGGCCAUGGAGACAGUAAUCAUGAAAACUCCCUUGGCAGGAGGGGAGCCAGCUCGAGGCUUCGAUCCGCCAGGAGGCAGAGCCGAACUGUUCUACGCCGACUGACUGGCCACUUUGGCCGGCGGGGCCAAGAAAGCACGAAAACCAAUAACAACGUGUUUGAACCAAAGCCAUCAGUGCCUGAAUACAAGGUGGCCUCCGUGGGGGGGUCCCGCUGCCUCCUCCUCCACUACAGCGUCCCCAAGGCUGUUUGGGACGGCCUGAUCCUCCUCGCCACCUUCUACGUUGCGGUCACUGUCCCUUACAACGUCUGCUUCCUGGGCGAUGACGACACCCCCAUCACUUCCCGGCACACCCUCGUCAGCGACAUCGCCGUGGAGAUGCUGUUCAUCCUGGAUAUCAUCCUGAACUUCCGCACCACCUACGUGUCCCAGUCCGGCCAGGUGAUCUCUGCUCCUCGGUCCAUUGGCCUCCACUACUUGGCCACCUGGUUCUUCAUCGACCUGAUUGCCGCUCUGCCCUUUGACUUGCUGUACGUCUUCAACAUCACCGUGACGUCGCUGGUGCACCUGCUGAAGACAGUGCGACUGUUGCGGCUGCUGCGGCUGCUACAGAAGCUGGAGCGCUACUCCCAGUGCAGCGCUGUGGUGCUCACGCUGCUCAUGUCCGUCUUCGCGCUCCUGGCCCACUGGAUGGCCUGCGUGUGGUAUGUCAUCGGGCGCCAGGAGAUGGAGGCCAAUGACCCGCUGCUCUGGGACAUCGGCUGGUUGCAUGAGCUGGGCAAGCGGCUGGAGGUGCCCUACGUGAACGGCUCGGCGGGCGGCCCCUCGCGGCGCAGCGCUUACAUCGCCGCCCUGUACUUCACACUGAGCAGCCUCACCAGUGUGGGCUUCGGCAACGUGUGCGCGAACACCGACGCAGAAAAGAUCUUCUCCAUCUGCACGAUGCUCAUAGGCGCGCUGAUGCACGCAGUGGUGUUCGGGAACGUGACAGCCAUCAUCCAGCGCAUGUACUCGCGGCGUUCGCUCUACCACAGCCGCAUGAAGGACCUCAAGGACUUCAUCCGCGUGCAUCGCCUGCCGCGGCCGCUCAAGCAGCGCAUGCUCGAGUACUUCCAGACCACGUGGGCGGUCAACAGCGGCAUAGACGCCAACGAGCUGCUGCGCGACUUCCCCGAUGAGCUGAGGGCGGACAUCGCCAUGCACCUCAACCGGGAGAUCUUGCAGCUGCCCCUGUUUGGAGCGGCGAGCCGGGGCUGCCUGCGGGCCCUCUCCCUGCAUAUCAAGACCUCGUUCUGUGCUCCGGGAGAGUACCUGUUACGCCGUGGGGACGCCCUGCAGUCUCACUACUACGUCUGCUCCGGCUCACUUGAGGUGCUGCGAGACAACAUGGUGCUGGCCAUCCUGGGGAAGGGAGACCUGAUUGGAGCAGAGCUGCCUGAGCCCGGGCAGGAGCCUGGGUCAGGGGGAGGCCCAAGCUACGUGCUGAAGACCAGCGCCGACGUGAAGGCGCUGACCUACUGUGGCCUGCAGCAGCUGAGCAGCAGGGGGCUGGCGGAGGUCCUGAGGCUCUAUCCUGAGUAUGGGGCUGCCUUCCGGGCCGGCCUAUCCCGGGACCUCACUUUCAACCUGCGCCAGGGCUCUGACGCCAAUGGCCUCGGCCGCUUUUCCCGGUCCCCUCGCCUCUCCCAGCCCCGUUCAGAAAGCCUGGGCUCCUCGUCAGACAAGACCCUGCCGUCCAUCACAGAGACCGAGGCCGUGGCAGAGCCUGCGGGGGGUCCCAGGCCCCGCCGGCCCCUCCUGCUGCCCAACCUCAGCCCAGCUCGUCCCCGGGGCUCCCUGGUCAGCCUUUUGGGAGAGGAGUUGCCCCCAUUCUCAGCCCUUGUCUCCUCCCCUUCCCUGUCUCCAUCUCCUUCCCCUGCCCCGGCUGGCCGGGGUCACAGCCCCUCCCCUCAUGCCCCCCCCAGGGGCUCUGCCACCUGGAAACCCCCCCAGCUUCUUAUUCCCCCACUGGGAACCUUCGGACCUCUGGACCUCAGCCCCCGGAUAGUGGAUGGCAUUGAGGACUCUGGCAGCACAGCAGAGGCCCCCACUUUCCGGUUCAGCAGGAGGCCUGAGCAGCCCAGGCCCCGCAUGCAGGCACCUCCUGCAGGAACCACACCGAGUGAGGAGCUGGCUUCUGAGGCCGAGGAGGUGAAGGAAAAGGUCUGCAGGCUGAACCAGGAGAUCUCCCGUCUCAACCAGGAAGUAUCUCAGCUGAGCCGGGAGCUUCGACACAUGAUGGGCCUGCUGCAGGCCAGGCUGGGGCCCCCAGGCCACACAGCCUCAUCUUGGCCCCCGCACCCUCCGUGCCCCCAGCAGAGGCCUCCAGGGAUGCCUCCCUGUCUGUCCAGACCACCACCUGCCCUCCAGGAUACUACUCUCGCUGAGGUCCACUGCCCAGCUGGUGUGGGGACAGUAGAGAUGGGGGCUGCCCCCCCUGAUCUGAGACCCUCCAUGCUGUCCCCCUACCCCUCAGAGCCUGACCCUCCGGGGCCCUCCCCAGUGCCAGAGGCCUCACCCUCAACCCCAAGCUGCAUGAGGCACAGCUUUCGGUCCAGGUCUGACACAUUCCACUGACCCUGGCCCUGGGCCCAGGCCUGUCUCAGGUGGACAUUGCCGCCUGCCACCCUGGGAGGGGCCGGGCCCCUGGGCCUCCUGCCUCCGGUCAGCAGCCAUCAGCUGGUCUGGUUGGCUCUGGAUUCUCUGGACUUUUUAACAAAGCCUGGUCACUUCUGACACUGUCCCUUCUCCAAACCUCCCCCGUCCUCCUCUGUGAGGAGAGCCACUUGAGGCCGUGGAAUCCAACAGGCAUGAGACUGAACGCAGCGCCCCUCAGGCUGGGCAGAUGAGAUGUCCUGCUUUCUACCCAGGACCUGGAGGCAGGCUGUCAUUGAAGGUGGUCUCUUCUGUUGCCAGCAACUUGAAACAGUCCCAGUAUCACCCCCGAUCCUUCCCACACCCCCAGACCUCAGCCUGUUCUCUCCACUUUCCAACGUGGUCUCCCUCAGGGCCCUGACUCCUUGCACACUCGCCCUGGUCUCCAGCUCUCCUUUACCACCCAACACUCUGGACUCACUUUUGGA
Condylura cristata (star-nosed mole) is the source of this 3557-nucleotide messenger RNA. RefSeq names its product potassium channel, voltage gated eag related subfamily H, member 4 (gene KCNH4). Gene Ontology annotation, molecular function: voltage-gated potassium channel activity. Lineage: Eukaryota; Metazoa; Chordata; Mammalia; Eulipotyphla; Talpidae. Gene Ontology annotation, cellular component: membrane. The transcript is spliced from 17 exons. The record is from RefSeq and is a predicted model, not a curated record. The coding region runs from base 1 to 3051 and encodes 1016 amino acids. Gene Ontology annotation, biological process: potassium ion transmembrane transport; regulation of membrane potential.